AUGAAAAACACAUUUUCACACGGCUUGUUAUUCCGCUCCGUCCAUCUAUCUAUCUAUCUAUCUAUCUAUCUAUCUAUCUAUCUAUCUAUCUAUCUAUCUAUCUAUGUCCUAGUUUUCUCUUUCUCAAUGUAUCUAUAUUUUCUAUUCCUCAAAACCUAUAGUCAAAAUGCCCUUUCACUUUUAUUGUCAGUAUAUUUGCUAAAAAGAGAGUCGCGCCGUUAUUACCUAUCAGCGCCCCUUUUGCAAUUAAAUACACUUCACUACAAACCUAUGACGUCAUUUAUCUCUAAACACAAUUGCUCGCAAUGGACGACCGCCACAACCCACUUGUUUACCCUCUCCUCCUGGCUGUUGCUCGACUCUUCGCGCCAAUACUUACGCAGCGCUUUGCCGCCUUUCGGCACCUUUUACGUUGGUCAACACAUCCCUCCCUUUUUAAUAUCGUCUAAGUAUCUAUCUAUCUAUCUAUCUAUCUAUCUAUCUAUCUAUCUAUCUAUCUAUCUAUCUAUCUAUGUCUAUUUCCUCUUCCCUCUUAUUUCAGACAUUUUCCCUUUCCUCUUAUUUCAGCCUCUUCCUCUUUCCUCUUAUUUUCAGCCACUUCCCCUUUCCUCUUAUAUCAGUCACUUCCUCUUUCUUCUUAUUUUCAGCCACUUCUUCCUAUGA
Molecule: messenger RNA, 663 nt
Organism: Acanthosepion pharaonis
Lineage: Eukaryota; Metazoa; Mollusca; Cephalopoda; Sepiida; Sepiidae
Source: the annotation of a GenBank genome assembly